AUGGGGCGCGCUGAGGUCGGUUCCACGAAAUGGCAGGCCAACAAGAUGAAGUCCAAGGGGCUUCAGCGACUGAGAUGGUACUGUGAACCAUGCAAAAAGCAGUGUAGGGAUGAAAAUGGCUACAAGUGUCACACGCAAUCCGAAUCACAUGUCAGGACUAUGGUGCUGAUCGGCGAGGACCCACGCAAAGCCAUCAACGAGUACUCCCAGCAGUUUUUGAGAGAUUUUCUCCUGUUGUUGCGAACUGCGCACGGCGAGAAGAAGAUUAACCUCAAUCACUUCUAUCAGACGUACAUCGCUAAUAAAGAACACAUUCACAUGAACGCUACGAAGUGGCCCUCACUUACCGAGUUCGGCAAGUACUUGGGAAGAGAAGGCAUAUGCCGAGUGUCAGAGGACGAAAAGGGCCACGGGCUUUGUAUCUCAUGGAUCGACAACAGCCCCGAGGCGCUGCGGCGCCAGGACGCUAUCCGAAAGAAGGAGCGGCAGGAGAAGGGCGAUGAGGAGCGUGAGCAGCGCAUGAUCCAGGAGCAGGUGGAGAAGGCGCGUGCCGAAGCCAAGGUCGAUGCCGAGCGGCAUGAUGAGGAGACGCAGCUGCAAAGGAAAGAGGGAGAAAAGAUUCAGUUGAACCUCAAGCCGUCAGUCGCAAAGACCCCAAGCCCACCUCAGCUCACCGGCCCAUCUCAGCCUCCAGCUGCGGACGCUCAAGUGGAGGCAACCGAGGAUCCAGCACAGGCAGCAGAGAAAGAGAGCGAUGCAGCUGCUCCCGCGGCGAAGCCAGCAUUCUCGAUGGGUUUGGGCAACAGCAAGCCUAAGAAUGUCUUUUCGUCGAAGAAAAACCCUCUUGCCAGCAAGAAGGUUGUUGUAAAGGAGCAGCCCAAGAAGAUGAGCGAGGCAGAGCGUAUCAUGAGGGAGGAAAUGGAACGGAAGCGUCUUCGAGAGGGUGGGGGACCAGCUGGUGGAGCCAAGCGUCAGCGGAUAGGAUGA
Lasiodiplodia theobromae is the source of this 987-nucleotide messenger RNA. Its product is annotated as Zinc finger C2H2-type protein. The record is from RefSeq and is a predicted model, not a curated record. Lineage: Eukaryota; Fungi; Ascomycota; Dothideomycetes; Botryosphaeriales; Botryosphaeriaceae. Gene Ontology annotation, cellular component: nucleus. Bases 1 to 987 code for a protein of 328 amino acids. The transcript has 3 exons. Gene Ontology annotation, molecular function: double-stranded DNA binding. Gene Ontology annotation, biological process: DNA replication; DNA damage response.